GUGAUGCUGUGAUCAAGUGACCAUGUCAUCUGGUUUUUAAAGCAGCUCUCAGUCAGAAUGAGUCAGUUUGUUAAGAGCACUCAGGAACAUGGCUUCAUCUUUUCUCUGCUUCACCCUCCUCUUCAUCAGCAUCCACACUGCAGAUGGAUUUUUAGAGUAUAGGGUGGAUCGCUGUGAAUUUAACUCCACUGAUCUGAAGCACAUGGAGUACAUCUACUCUCGCUAUUACAAGAAGAUAGAGUAUAUCAGGUUCAGCAGCAGUGUGGGGCAGUACGUUGGAUUCACUGAGCAUGGAGUGAACCUGGCAGCGAUCUGGAACAAUGAUGCUGCACGGCUGAAUUCAAUGAGACAAAUGAUAACGGCAUACUGUCACAACAACAUUGAUGUUCAUGAUCGGGCUGUUCUAGCUAAAUCAGUUCAGCCCAGUGUCAGAAUUAAGUCCAAGACUCCGCUUUCUGGACAACAUCCUGCCAUGUUGGUCUGCAGUGUCUACGACUUCUUUCCCAGUGAGAUCAAAGUGAGCUGGCUCAGAGACGGACAGGAAGUCACCUCUGAUGUCACUUCCACUGAAGUGAUGGCAAAUGGUGAUUGGUACUACCAGACUCACUCCUACCUGGAGUACACACCCAGGUCUGGGGAGAAGAUCUCCUGUGUGGUGGAACACACCAGCCUGAAUGAACCUCUGAUCACUGACUGGGAUCCGCCCUCCGACAAAUCAACUCCUGAAUCAACCAUCCUGAUUGCCAUCGGAGCCUCUAUACUGACCCUGGGUCUGAUCUUACUUUUGGCUGGAUUUUUUCUCUACAGGUGGAAAGCCCGAGAUCAUACUGUGUUUUUCAAUUAAUGAGGCAGGAUCCUGAUCUUAGUCCUGGCUCUUUCUGAUGGAAUAAGAAGCAGCUGGUUUGUGUGAAUGGGCGACUCUGAACCUGAUCCAUGACUAAACACGUGUAUAGAUUUUUAAUUAAUGUCUUCGAACCACAAUAAACAUAACAUUUCA
This is a messenger RNA of Oreochromis aureus, 997 nucleotides long. RefSeq names its product H-2 class II histocompatibility antigen, E-S beta chain-like. Gene Ontology annotation, molecular function: MHC class II protein complex binding. The record is from RefSeq and is a predicted model, not a curated record. The transcript is spliced from 6 exons. The coding region runs from base 89 to 844 and encodes 251 amino acids. Gene Ontology annotation, biological process: immune response; immunoglobulin production involved in immunoglobulin-mediated immune response; peptide antigen assembly with MHC class II protein complex. NCBI's taxonomy places the organism in Eukaryota, Metazoa, Chordata, Actinopteri, Cichliformes, Cichlidae. Gene Ontology annotation, cellular component: MHC class II protein complex; membrane.